GGAUUUGUUUAAUCUGGCCUUGUCUGCUUGGAACUUUGUUCUAGCUUUUUUAAGCUGUUACAGUAAAUUGUGUGGUGAUUUGGUUACUAUUACUCAAGUAAUUUUAGUUUUAGUUUAGCUUUCCACAACUAUGUGGCAUAACACCUGAUUUUAUUGUCAUUUUGCUUUAUUUCUGCAGCAUAUAGCUAUUCUGUGUUGAGUACUCGGUUUUGACCCUAAACUAAAAGUAUAGUGUAAUAUGGAGGCAUGUAGGUGUGGGAUGAUAACCCAGGAAAAGUGACACCAGUAGUUAAUUACAGUUAAUUACUGUAAGAAUGCACCAUUGGGAACUGGUAAAAGUGGAUUUAGCCACAACAAAAAGAACAUAGAGGAAAUAUCCAAUGUAAACACAAUAUGCGUAAUAAAAUCAGGUUUCAUGGGGAACUGAGAACUAAUGAAGAAAGAGGAAAGUGUUGUAUUAGAAAACACAUGGAAAUAGGCACUAGUGGAUUCUUGGGUAGGGAAGGCAUUUCCGUCGAUAUCAGGAUGUUCCUUCUGGUAGAGAAUGUGGGGCAUUGACAGUUUGCCAUAAACCCCUCCCCUCCUCUGCCUCCUUCUGGCAGCACUGACUCCGAGGACCCCAUCAGAGGGGCAUUAAAAAAAAAAGUCUUACAAAUGUUCCAAUGAAAAAAAAAAAUAUAUGGUUUCUGUGCAAAAGUAGCAUUUUGAUGAGAUUAGCUCAGUCGAGGCACCAUUUAAAUCAGAUUUUACAGAAUCUACACAUUUGGAUGAGUUUAUAUGUGUAAACAGUAGUAGAAUUGUCUGAGUUCUCUGGGAGGCUAAAUGGUGCUGAUAGAGAGCAGAAAUGGUGCUAAAUGGGAGCAGAACUAGCUUUCUCUGGCCCUUGUAUGCCUUUAAGAAAGCUUUUUUUCACCUGUCACCUGAGAAUAAAUUAGUAGAGCUUGCUUCAAAGCCAGAAGCUGCAAUAUCCCUGCUUCCCUUUAUAACCACUCCAAGUGAGUAUCACUGAGAUGCCCAAGUAAAUCCUCCAAAUAUUGUAGGUUUGAAAUUAAAUACAGGUUUCAAAAACAAAGGGUGAAAUGGCUAUGGAUUCUUCUUACCAACUCCAGUGCCAUCCCUGGGACUUCUUACAGAUCAACCAGGAUUGGGACUUUCUGCAAUCUAGUCUUCACAAAAGACUGCUUUCUCUGCUGAGACGGAAGGACUGCAAGGAGAUGGCGAAGUGCUGAGCGGAGCCACUCUCCAGGAGAGGCCGCCUUUAUUUUAGGAAGAAAAGCCUGAAAAUGAAAUUAUGAGGGUUUUUUAAAGAUUUUUUUUUUCUUCUAUGAAAUUUUUUACCAUUUACUCACAUUUACAUUUACAAAUAAUGGAAUAAUGAAAAAAAAGAAUCCCGAAGAAUCAGAAGCCUGCACAUUGCUUUUAUCUUCCUUGGUCACUGAGGAAAACAAUUACAAAUUGACUGCUCUUCUGACAAAAUAUCUGUCCAGUUAAAAAAUAGCUUUUUUUGCAUUGUCUCAAAGCUGCUAACAUGACCUGCUCUAGUGGAUUCUUCUCUCUUCGGGAUUGCUCCAAGACAAAUGUUUUCCUGACUGCCUCCGUCUUUUUUGUAGCAAUAUAUGUGAUUUCUUAUGUUUUGAAUUCUGAUCUCCAUGCUGUUCUAACUAAAAGUGAAGUUCAAAGUAAUGUUGACAUAGAAGAAAAAGGCAUACUUUUUACCAAAAGGUAUGAUAAUCUUCAGAUGGAAAGCGAAAAUAUUUUACAUAAAAACAUUACUUCAAAUUUCAAAAAAUUCUUACGGAAAGAAAAUGGAGAACUACCAGUCGAAAAUGAGAAAUUUGGGAAUAAACCCAGAUCCACUUCAACAUGGUCAUUUAAAUUCAUUAUUAAUGAAAAGGAGAAGUGUAAAGCUAAAAAACCUUUCUUGGUAUUGCUAAUAGCAACUACAGCUGCUGAAGUUCAGCUCAGACAUUCCAUCAGAAAAGCUUGGGGAAAUGAAUCUGCGGUUCCAGGAGUGGAGGUUGUUCGGUUGUUUAUGCUUGGCGUUGAGAGCAAAGAUCGAAAUGAGGUCCUACUGAGAGAAAGCGAGCAAUAUCAUGAUAUUAUUCAACAGGACUUCCUGGACACUUACCAUAACUUAACUCUUAAGACUUUGAUAGGCAUGAAGUGGGUUGCCUCUUAUUGCAGUGGCGCAAGCUUUGUUAUGAAGACAGACAGUGAUGUUUUUGUUAAUACGAUGUACCUAAUAGAAAAGCUCCUUAGGCCUCUUUCAUCUCCUCCACAAAAUUAUUUCACAGGCUGCCUUAUGAAAGGGCAUAAGCCUAUUUGAAAUAAAAAAAGUAAAUGGUACAUAUCAGAAGAAGAAUACCCAGGUGGCAAGUACCCUCCUUUUUGUUCAGGAACUGGCUACGUCUUAUCUGGAGACCUGGCUUCAAAAAUCGUCAAUGCUUCUGUAACAGUAAAACGUAUACAUUUGGAAGAUGUUUAUGUAGGGCUCUGUCUUAAUGCAACUGGAAUACAAAUAGUACCUCCGCCUAGUAAUUCAUUGUUUAACAUAUACAAGGUCCCAUUUUCUCCUUGUCGGUACAAUAAUAUAAUCACAUCUCAUCACAUUGGAACAAAUGAGCACAUAAUCUAUUGGGAAACACUGCAAAAGGACUACACAUGUCAGACAGAACAGAAAGGCCAGUAGUGCAGAGUCCUUUCUUUCUUUGACAAGGGACAAAACAGCAGAUGUUUUCUUAGAAACGGCAUCUAUGUAGUGAUAACUUUUAAGGUUCAGGGAUAUAUUGAAUCAGGGGUAUAGCUUUUGUAUUAGUUGCAUUCAAAGGAUUUUUCUUCCAUAAAGCAGGUUUUCUCUGUUGACUGAAUACUGCUUGGUACCUGUGGAAUAAUUACUAAAUUGGCCAAAAAUACAAAAGUACAGCAUUGUUCCUACAUUAAGGAAAAGUAUAAAAUCACAAGGCUUCUGAGGUAGAGUACAGCUGCGGCUGGCAUGUGAAAAAAUGCAACAUCUGCGGUUCCCUGUAUGAUGCUUGAGAAGCUACAUGAGACACAGGACAGAAGAUAAUUAUUCCGUGGCCUUGUCUUAUGCAGAUACAGGAAUGGGAUGGUACCAUGAAACAGAUAAGCUGCCAAUUAGCUGCCUGAUCACUACCCUGAGCCAACAUUUUGUCAAAUUUUGAUGAAAUGCUGUCCUUUGUGUGAACUUUGCUCAUUACAAUGUCAUUAUAAUACCAAAACACACCUCCACCCCGAAGGCUGCCCGUCUCCAAGGUGCGACCACUCCUCCUUGAAUCUGUGCCCUGAAUUUCUCAUCAACUAUACCUUUAAUUGUGAAGCGAGAGAAUUUUACACCAAUCAUAAUAAAAGUAUGCAUGACUAAAGUCACUCAAACUCCAGCUUGCAGAUAACAAAUAGUAUAAAAAUAGCCCGAGAGAGGGGUGAUAUCAGGGAAGACACCAUCGCGAACAAGUCGAGGAGGACUCCAUCACUGACCUCCGGGACCAGUCGAGGGGCUGAGCCUUUCUUCCCCCCCAUAGGGACGCCUUUGGGUAAGACUGUGAUUAUACCAAGUGCUUCCUCGGGAAACUUAGAAAUCUCUCUAGAGAAUCUCUCACCUACAUUUAUAGCCAGGCUGUAUCGUUUAUAACGUUGUCGCGCGUUUUGUAUAUGUAACAAUACUUUCAUUUGCACGCGCUUUGCAGACAGUGUAUUUAUCACGGGCAAUCCUCAGAACCUUUAUACCUGUUGUUUAAAUAAACUGCACUGUUUAAGUAGCUAGUCGUUUCGGUUUCUCACUGAACGCGACCAAAGGCUCGAGAGUGGCCGUGCUGGUUCAUGAGCACGACUAGGCUGAAGGUGCAGUCCACUGUUAGCGUAUCCAAAUCGUAACAGUUUAAUACAUAUUAAACGCGACUGGACUGAUAGUGCUGAAUUGGGCAUCACUCAGAAUUUAAACCCAGCCGCACCUGGCCUCCCACCUCGGUGAGGGUUAGAACGCAAGGGGGUUUACUUGCUGCCAAAACCGCUUUGCCCCUUUCACACAACAGUACCUUACUUUGUUUCGGAUGAGGCACCAAUUAAUUCUUACACUGUUUUAAAAUACGGCAAGAGGUCAUAUCAACUAUACUGAAGAAAAAGCAAUAAAGGUGCAAUGAAACUUAAGUUUUCAUGAACAAGUAAUAGUAAGUUAAUGUGUUAAUUUGAUAUUGCUCAGAUGUAAUUAAUGUAUGUACCAUCACAUUUGCUCAGAUAGCAUUUCAAUGUGGCUGAAGACGAAAGCACAGAUAAUAUCCUGUGCUGGUGAGUUAGUGAUAGAAAUAUGGAAGAAAACUGCUUUUUUUCAGAGAAUCUAAUAUUAGAAUUUGCUAGAUGUCUAUUAAUGCAUGCAGCUGCUAUUACUCUCUGUAGUCAUAUAUACAAAGAACACCUCACACACAAGAUACCACUUGUUAUUAUGGAUAU
Molecule: messenger RNA, 4464 nt
Organism: Chroicocephalus ridibundus (black-headed gull)
Lineage: Eukaryota; Metazoa; Chordata; Aves; Charadriiformes; Laridae
Product: beta-1,3-galactosyltransferase 2-like
Exons: 2
Cellular component (GO): Golgi membrane
Molecular function (GO): N-acetyl-beta-D-glucosaminide beta-(1,3)-galactosyltransferase activity
Source: RefSeq, a predicted model, not a curated record